CCCAGUCGAUACAGCUCUGACGUCAAUGCGUUUAUGGGCAUGCAUACAAGGAUUGAAAAAUAAACAAAGACCAAAAGCGGCUGAUUGAUCAUUAAGCUGCCAUAAACAUAACUUAAAAUACUUUUAGGCCAUUUUUUUUUAAAAAGCUACUACAAACACCCAGCAUCUGAAUCAAGACGUCCCUACGGCCAUGGAAAACGCAUUGUUGAUGCGAGUGAGUGUUUUCUCCGACCAGGGAGACAGAAAAUACAUGGAGGACGUUACCGAGGUUGUAGUGGAGCCCGAGUCGAGGGAAGACGAGCUGAUCUCGGAAGAACAAGAUGAGACCAAAGGAGAUAGCUCGACGGUCGACAUUGUGCCUGAAAACGAGCAGCCUGGUCGGACUGUACACAACGAGCCUCUGUCUGCCUCCACUACAGUUGCAUGGACACAAAAUGUACAAAAUGGGGACCAAAGUUGUGCUGCAGUUGCACUGGCAGUUUCGACCGUGGAGAGUUCACCGGCGGAGAGCGAUAACCGGCCCCAGCGCUCCGUGGCUUUCUUCGCGGUGUUUGAUGGCCACGGAGGCCGAGAGGCAGCGCAGUUUGCACGGGACUAUUUGUGGGAGUUCAUCAAGAAACAGCGGGGCUUUUGGUCCAUGGAUGACGAGGAAGUGUGUGCAGCUAUUCGGAAAGGUUUCGUUGCCUGCCACCAUGCCAUGUGGAAAAAGCUGCCCGAAUGGCCCAAAACUCUCACAGGGCUUCCCAGCACCUCAGGCACCACGGCCAGUGUAGUGGUCAUCCGGGGGAACAGAAUGUACGUGGCCCACGUAGGAGACUCUGCCAUAGUGCUGGGGGUCCAGGAUGACCUCACAGACCAGUUCAUCAAGGCCGUGGAGGUUACACAGGACCACAAGCCCGAGCUGCCCAAGGAGAGGGAACGCAUCGAAGGCCUGGGGGGCAGUGUGAUAAAGAAGUCUGGUGUGAACAGGGUGGUUUGGAAGAGGCCCAGGUUAACUCAUAACGGUCCCGUCCGGAGGAGCACCGUCAUCGACCAGAUCCCUUUCCUGGCAGUGGCCAGGGCUCUGGGGGACCUGUGGAGCUAUGACUUCUACAGCGGAGAGUUUGUUGUGUCCCCGGAGCCAGACACCUGUGUUCUGACCCUUGACCCCCAUAAACACCGUUACAUUAUCCUGGGCAGUGACGGGCUGUGGAACAUGGUGCCCCCCCAGGACGCCGUCUCCAUGUGCCAGGACAACGAUGAGGCCAUGGCGCCGUGCGGGGUGUCCAGCGCUCGCCAGCUGGUGAGCCACGCCCUCCUGCGGUGGCGCCAGAGGAUGCUGCGUGCGGACAACACGUCGGCCAUCGUGAUCGCCCUGCAGGAGCCGGGUGUCCCUCAGGAACCCCUCCACCACGAGGAGGUGCUGCUGAACCUGGCCGAGGGACAACACUGUGGCCCCACAUCGGACUCCCGCUCCAACACGCCACUCGUCAAGGUUCCAGACAUGGACAUGUCGUCUGCCGUGUGUGAGCUCCUUCCGACCCUGGAGCGAGGACACGGCCUAUCAGGGAGCAGCCUGUACGUCCUGGCCCUAUCAGAUCCCUUUGACCCGCCCCUCUCAGACUCUGAUGACUCCCGCACCGGUUUCCCCCUGACGGGGGAGGAGCUUAGUGAUGUCACCGCCAGGACGCCCGGCGGCAAACGGACUCUAGAUGAUGACACGUCACCCAACCCAGUCCCGUCCACCAAGAGGAACCGGAGGAAGAAUGGCGAGGGAACAAUGGCGGGGCCAAAAGGAGGUGGAGGAAAGGACCAGAAACAGUCUCUGACUCCGCCCCCCACCAACGUUUCCCCCACGCUCUUCCAGCAGCAACACGGCAAGGCCACCGUGUGUGUGUGCUGAGAGACACACACACACACACAAUAGACGGACUAACAGGGACACAAGACAGACAAUAACAUUCUGCCUUUUCCACAACCUUUAACAAACGACUCUGACUGACUGAGAGACCAGAGUCACUUUCAGGAUCGUUAUUGCUCUGUUUGGUGACACCUACGAGUCACAUUGAUGGAUUACAUAUUGGUAUUGUGUUCUGCACUCUCUCUUCACUUGUCCUCUGUUAUCUUUUGUCUUACUCUGUUCCCUGGGAUGGUGGGAGAAUGAUUUUAAGUGGUGGUCUGUCAUGUAAAUCAUUUUUAAACCCCGUAAGUAACUCUGUGAUGCAAAGAAAAGUUAACAUUUUCACAACGGCUCAUGUAAACACACACAAAAGUUUUUUUCUCUCCAAAUUAAUUAUUUAUUUAUUUUAUUUAUUAAACAUUUGGGUGAUGGUUAACGUGUGAACGACCAGAAAGGCACAAGAUCUCUCACACUCAUGAUGUCGUGACUAAAUCUUUAUUUAUUUUUUUGAGGUUUGGUGCUGUUUUGGGGACAGAAAAAUCACCCAAAGUAUGAAUUUAUUCAUUCUGUAAAUAUUCUGCAAACCUUGACAUGGGGUUCAUUAAUAAAUACGUGUUACUUACUUUUAGGUAAAGCAAUAUAUUUUUUUUAUACACUAUUGUAGAAGCUAUAGACGAGGAUAGCCUACCAUUUUUAGAUUUUCAAAUCAAUAUAUUCCCACCAUUUCCUAAAUUCACUUCGUCUUGAUAUUCCCUCAUAUCAUUCAAUCCUCCUAUCCUUUAUGGUUUACUAGGCCCAUCCUGGUUUUAAAUUAGAUUUAAAUGUUGUUUUUCAUUCCAUUGUGUGUUCUGUUAUUUCUUCACAUAUUGUAAUGAGAUCAUCCCAAACUGAAAGGUGCCGUUACAGUUUAAACCAGUGAACUAAUUAACCUAUAAUAAAUGUAAUUAGUUUGACAAGGUGAACUGUAUGAUAUAGUCAGUCACAGGAUGUUGCUGUUCCCACUGUCAGAUGAGCUCACAUGACACCUUGUGGUCAUUACCUGUAACUGCAACGCUUCGCCUAUUUAUUUUAUUUUCCUUUUUACUGAACCCCCCACAACAACAACAACAACAACAACGAACUGUUGGCAAUUUAAAUGCUCCAGUUUAGUCUAUGGGUUAUGUUGUCUGCAGUGGUCUUUGAGAAAAUGGCUGUGGUAAACUAGCUAGUUGUCAAUAUACAUUUGUUUUGUUUUUUAGUUUUUAGAAUACUGGGGGAGAGGGUCUUUUAUUUGCUUCUCAAGUUGAUUGACUUGAACUAGGAUUGCUAGUUAGAUAUACGCGACUCGUUGACAUCUUUUAAGUGAUUAUCAAUGUUUUAUUUAAGAAGCAGUCAGAUGCUUCAUCUUAAUUUACUUACAUGAAUAUGACUAAUGUUUUUUAUUUUACCUUUAUUACCUUACCUUACCUUUAAGAAUUUGUUCUUAACUGACUUGCCUGGUUAAAUAAAGGUAAAAAAAAGAAAAUAAAAAAAUUUAACAAGGCAAGUCAGGGGCAGAACAAAUUCUUAUUUUCAAUGACGGCCUGGGAACAGUGGGUUAACUGCCUUGUUCAGGGGCAGAACGACAGAUUUGUACCUUGUCAGCUCGGGGGGUUUGAACUUGCAAUCCUUCCGGUUACUAGUCCAACGCUCUAACCACUACGCUACCCUGCAGCAUUGUUUUAUUAUUUGACCUGUAGUCCUCACAGAGCUGUUGCUGUGGUUACAAGGCAUCAGACUUUUGACAGUACGAGUGUUUUUAACAAAGGUCUACCGACUGCCACGUUUGCUUCAUGACAAGCUCUCGUUAAAUUAUUAAUCAUUUUCUGCAUGUAGUUUGAGUUUUUCUAGAUUAAAGUGCAAUUUUAACUGGCCGAUUUUUGUUUUUCUUUUCCUGUAUUUGUGUUAGUUUUUUUGUGUUUUUUUUUAUUACUCUUUUGUUGGAUUUAAUAUUUUAAAUGUUUUAAGGUGAAGAGAUACUGGUGUGUCAUUCUGCCAGAACAUAUCUGUUACUUUGUUUGUGAUGGUUUUGUGCAUAAUGUUUUUAGGAAUAGUAUUGGUUUUGCGUCCCAAAAUAUUCCAGAAGUAGUGCACUACUUAGCUACACACAAUACUCCAUAAUGACAAAGCAAAAACAGGUUUUAGACAUUUUUUGCUAAUUUAUUAAAAAAUAAAAAACUGAAAUCACA
Molecule: messenger RNA, 4086 nt
Organism: Oncorhynchus masou masou (cherry salmon)
Lineage: Eukaryota; Metazoa; Chordata; Actinopteri; Salmoniformes; Salmonidae
Product: protein phosphatase 1D-like
Exons: 6
Coding region: 191-1882 (563 amino acids)
Biological process (GO): peptidyl-threonine dephosphorylation; negative regulation of gene expression, epigenetic
Molecular function (GO): cation binding; protein serine/threonine phosphatase activity; mitogen-activated protein kinase binding
Source: RefSeq, a predicted model, not a curated record